This is a messenger RNA of Sus scrofa (pig), 2816 nucleotides long. The record is from RefSeq and is a predicted model, not a curated record. Lineage: Eukaryota; Metazoa; Chordata; Mammalia; Artiodactyla; Suidae.
UUUAAAGAAAUGUUUAAUGAAAAGAGAAAAUACUCUUUAAAAUGUUGAUAACUAAAUACAAAUAGAGAUUUAUUCCAAAUCAAAUGUCGCAAGUAUCCCCAGACUCACUGUAAAAUACACGCAGACAAAUACAAGGAAGGACAGACAGCAGGAAAACUUUCAGGUGGGAUGCAAGUGCGAUUUCAGCGCUAGGAUGUGGCGGUGGAAGGGAGUGGCAACAGCAGCGUGUCAGAAAGCAAGCAGGUCAGGUUCUAGAGCCAUCGAGAUCCCAACGGCAGGAAACAAAGGACAAUGAUUUGCGGAAAACCAUAUAGCAGCGAAACGCGCUGAGAGUUUCGCUCAGUAGAAACACUGCAUCAACCCGCGCGAGAACGAUAAGUACCAUGAGGGGCAGCGCUAAAGCGCCCGCAGAGUCCGGAAGAGAAUUGUCGCGGCCGCCUCGGGAGUCAAGUCAAGUCUUACAUGAGCUGAUGUCAGGAAAAUGCGACUCCGCAUACUCAGCAGAGCUCACGGCAGGCAGGAUACUUCCAGGCUCCCGCCACAGGCUCAGGAGAUAUCAGGCGCCACCACCCAGUACUUGGGUGGACAGAGGAUAAAGCUGCUCUUGUGAUGGGUUUAUCCUGGAUUGGCCCCCGCGUAUAAAAUAAAACAAUAACAAUAUUAUAAAAAUCACACUUUUGCACUGCGUCCUGCAGAUAUUCACCAAGGCAGGGCUUCUCAACCAGUGUCCCCUGCCCUUUCCCCAAGAGGUCAUGUGCCAAUGUCUAGAGACUUUUCGCUUGUUAUGAUGGGGAGGAAGGGAGUGUCACUGGCAUUUAGUGGGUGGAGACAUUCUACAAUGCCCAGGAAGGCUCUUACAACUAAGAAUUACCCAGUCCCAGAGGUCUGUAGUGUGGACGUUGAGAAGCUCUGCGCUGGGGGAGGCUACUGCCUUCGUGGCCUGGGGCAGAGCCAUGGCCACUGCUUUUUAUGAGUUCCCCGCUUUCCCAAAUAGCAUUUCUCUUCCCAGGGGUCAAGGCUUCUGGCACAGAGGUCAUCAGUAGGCCCAGAAUGUGCAUCAGAUAGAGAUGGCAUUGUUUAUUUUUCUUUUCAUCUAAAACAAUCAGCCUGUAGCCCAGAUAUCAGAUCCCCUCGCUUGUCACUGCUGUCCCUGGGCUUUUCCGUCAUCAGCGAAUCCAGACCCCGGCCUUCUGGCGGGGUUUGCCCCCCAAAGCCUCGCUCAGCAGCGUGCACAGCCAGCGCCAGGGUGGUGGGAAAAGCAAAACACUGGGGUAAUGCGGCGUUUUGGUAACGUCAUUUAUUUAGUCUGGAUGAGAAAUGCUGCUGUUUAAGAACAAGAAGGCUGCGGAUUCCCAGAAGCUGGAAAUAGGGCCAGAAAAUAUUUGUCCACUGGGGAAGUUAAUCACGUUGGGUUUACUUAUAAGGACAAGGCAAGGGUGGGGCGCUGGAAACCCCCAUGUGGCCGAUUCCCUGCUGCUGGAAACCUUCGGCCUUGGAUUGUCCCCUCCUACAGGAGAACCGGCGCCCGCGGUAGGAAGAGUAUGUCGCAGGGCGGCGGGGUCUGUUUCCGAAGGGACAGUCCCGCCGGCUGGCCUCUCUGCAGGGUGGGGAAGCCGCCUUUCCCAGCUCCUAAUCGCUUCUAGGAACUGCCGGCUCCCGUUGGGGAGGGAGAGGAGAGAAGCCGGCGGCCGCGGUCCGGGGACGUGGGAAGAUGCCGGGCAGGCGGGAAGCCGGAGGAAGAGGCGGGAUUUGAGCUUUUGUCUCCCGUCUUCGCCCCCGAGUUCGGCAGCGGGCUGCCCUCCCGCCAGACGUCCCCGGCCCUGGGAGCGGGCCCGGGAAUCCGCCGGGGCGGGGCGCACGCAGGCCACGCCCUCGCCGGGGGGCUUAAAAGGCGCCGUAGCUCGCCCCGCCUCCGCCGCCGCCGCCGCUCGGAGACUCCUGCCGCGCUCUCCGGCCGGUCCUCCGCGUCUCCGCCGCUGAGCGUGGUCCUGCUUCCGAUCGAGAUGCCCGUCUGGGGAGGUGGCAACAAGUGCGGGGCCUGUGGGAGGACCGUGUACCACGCUGAGGAGGUGCAGUGCGACGGCCGGAGCUUCCACCGCUGCUGCUUCCUGUGCAUGGUUUGCAGGAAGAACUUAGACAGUACGACAGUGGCAAUUCACGACGAGGAGGUCUACUGCAAGUCCUGCUACGGGAAGAAGUACGGGCCAAAAGGCUACGGGUACGGCCAGGGCGCUGGCACGCUCAACAUGGACCGGGGCGAGAGGCUGGGCAUCAAGCCCGAAGGUGAUGUUCAGCCUCACAGGCCUACGACAAAUCCAAACACUUCGAAAUUUGCUCAGAAAUACGGAGGUGCUGAGAAGUGUCCCAGAUGCGGGGACUCUGUGUACGCUGCUGAGAAGAUCAUUGGUGCUGGAAAGCCCUGGCACAAAAACUGUUUCCGAUGUGCUAAGUGUGGCAAGAGUCUUGAAUCAACAACUCUGACCGAGAAAGAAGGUGAAAUCUAUUGUAAAGGGUGCUAUGCGAAGAACUUCGGGCCCAAGGGAUUUGGCUACGGCCAAGGAGCAGGAGCCCUUGUUCAUGCUCAGUAGAGGUGCAGACCCAGAACCAAGACCCCACCGAGGGUCCCUACACAAUCCCGCACAGAUCAUCUAACACGAAACCACUGUGAGAUCCCGCCAGCACUCAAGCACUGUACGUUGCCCUGGGCUUGGAUAGUCCAGCUGACCAGUAGGAAGAGAGCACUAUACCUUUUUGCUUUAUUCAUCAGCAUUUCAAGGACCAUUUCUUUUACAUUUUAAAAUAAAACUUAAGCUUGA